Scheffersomyces coipomensis is the source of this 1701-nucleotide messenger RNA. RefSeq names its product Ran guanyl-nucleotide exchange factor. The record is from RefSeq and is a predicted model, not a curated record. The transcript has a single exon. The coding region runs from base 120 to 1616 and encodes 498 amino acids. NCBI's taxonomy places the organism in Eukaryota, Fungi, Ascomycota, Pichiomycetes, Serinales, Debaryomycetaceae.
AUUGUUUAGCAAAAUGUCGUGUCGCAAUGGGCCGACAUAAUUUUCCAGUUUUUCAUAUAAGUUUGAUUUGAUCUGGAUUGACUAUAACAUUUGUAAGAAUUAGAACUUAUAACUAUACAAUGGUUGGUUUGGUUAGAAAGAGAGAAGCAGAAGCUUCGACCGAGAAGAAUGGACACAAGAGAUUGAAAUCAAUUGCGACUUCAUCAUUUAUUUUACAUUCAUAUGCAAAAUUACCCGAUUUGAAUGAAUAUCCUCAAGGUAAAUCUGAACCUUUGGACAUAUUUGUAUGGGGUACCGGUUCCAUGUGUGAAUUGGGAUUAGGACCUAAAAGUAAAGAAGUCAAAAGACCAAGAUUAAAUCCACUUUUGACCAGUGAAGUAUUAGGAGAUACCAAAAUUGUUGAUUUCUCUGUUGGUGGUAUGCACGUUUUAGCAUUAGACGGUAAGGGUAGAUUAUGGUCUUGGGGUGGUAAUGAUAGUGGAGUUUUAGGAAGAGACACAUCUCAAGCAAAAGAAGUUUUGAGAGAUGCUGAUGGAGCUGAAGAUGAUGAUGAUGAAGAUGGAGAAUUAAACGAAGAAGAAUCAACUCCAAAAUUAGUGGAAAAUUUACCUGAAAUUAAAGGGUCCAAGAUUGUUCAAGUUUCAGCUACUGAUAACUUAAGUGCUGUAUUAUAUGAUAAUGGUGAUGUUUAUGCAUGGGGUUGUUUCCGUUGUAAUGAAGGUUUAUUAGGAUUUUUGAGAGAUGAAAUUAAAUUACAAAGAACUCCAUUAAAAAUAAAGGAAUUGAAAAAUAUUGUCCAAUUGGCCGGUGGUAAGGAUCAUUUGUUAGCUCUUGAUGCUAAAGGUAUUGUAUAUGCUUGGGGUAAUGGUCAACAAUUUCAAUUAGGACGUCGUGUGAUUGAAAGACAUCGUUUCCGUACUUUAGAACCUCAACAAUUUGGUUUAUACAAUAUUAAAUAUAUUGCUAGUGGUGAUUUCCAUUGUUUUGCCAUUGAUCAUGAUUAUCAAGUCUUUGCAUGGGGAUUAAACCAAUAUGGUCAAUGUGCUUUGACUGAUGUUAAUGGUGAAUUAGAAGAUGGUUCUUUAAUCACCAAACCAACUUUAAUUCCUGCUCUUUCAAAUAAAAAGAUUGUAAAGAUUGUAUCUGGUGAACACCACGCUCUUGCCUUAACUGAUUCUGGAGAUGUUUUCUCUUGGGGUAGAUAUGAUAUGAAAGAAGUUGGUAUUCCAAAGGAUAAAUUACCUGAAUCAACAUUUAAAGAUGCUCAUGGUCAACCUAGAUCAGUUCCUGUACCAACUAAAUUAAUAUUUGGAGUUGGUGAAAAGGAAGUUAAAAUUAAAGAAAUUGGUACUGGAUCUCAUCAUUCAUUUGCUAUUACUGAUGAUGGAUUUGUUUAUGCCUGGGGUUUUGCUGAUACUUAUGGACCAGGUUUAGGACCUUUAGAAGAAGAUGUUGAAAAACCAGAAAGAAUUGUCAAUACUGCUACCAAGUAUUAUGAUAUUCAACUUAUAGAUGCUGGAGGUCAAUUUUCAGUCAGUGGAGGUGUUAAAAUUAGUGAUGAAGAUGAAGCAGAAGACAGAAUAGAUAAGUAUGACGAAAUUGAUGGAAAGGACUAAAAUUGUAGAAUUAUUGUAUAGUAUUUUUGUUUGUAAUUCAAUAUAUAAAAGUAGUUCAAUUUUUGAACAUCAUUAAUCAAAUAUA